Rhizophagus irregularis DAOM 181602=DAOM 197198 is the source of this 1168-nucleotide messenger RNA. The record is from RefSeq and is a predicted model, not a curated record. NCBI's taxonomy places the organism in Eukaryota, Fungi, Glomeromycota, Glomeromycetes, Glomerales, Glomeraceae.
CAAUUAGAGUCAGUAGGAAAAGGUGGAAAUGAAACCGCUUUACAACUUUCCGCAUUAAAUAACAAAAUAAUUGAACUUGAAAAUGAAGUAUCUAGUCUAAAACAACAAUCUACAACAAACACAACAGAAAUGGAAAAAGAAAUUUCAAAAUUAUUGGAAAUUAAUGAUAAAUUAGGAAAAGAAGUUCAAAAAAAUGAAAUCAAGAAUACCGUAAAGCGCAAUUCAAUGCCAACUCAAGAAUCGGAACCAACCUCCCCUACACGUCCAAGAACCACAAGCCUUGACGGUUCAUUACAAACAAAACUGUUGCAACAAGAAAAUGCUAUUAUGGAACAAGAAAAUCUUAUUAAAAUUCUUAGAGAGAAAAUAUUUGAACUUGAAACUCGCACAGAUGAUGAUUCAUCAUAUGAUGCAUCUUCAAACAGUGGAAUGCUUGAUCUUGACGCUGUCGGUGCCGUUGGUGGUUUCCGCAGAUCGGCAUCAAAUCUUUCAGAAACUGCGAAGAAAAAGAAUAAAAAAUCAAACGUUGCUUCAGUUGCGAAUUAUCCAAUGACUCCUCCACCAACACCGCCACCAUCUCAUUCUUUAUCAUCGUUACUAAUGGCAAAUUCACCAACAAGUCCAGGUUCAAGGUCACCCACACAUGGAUUUGGCGCACUUAGUCCACCUCCAAGAAAUUUUAACUCGCCUACACCUGGCUUUGACAUUAAUAAUGCUCAGCCGGCAGAACUUGUGCAAGAGAUUCAAAAAUUACAUAGAAAAAUUGUCAAGAUAGAAGGUGAUAAUAUCGAAAACAGCGAUCACAUCGGAAAUCUAGAGAGUUCAUUGAAGGAAAAUGAAACAAAUCUACGCGUUGCAAAACAACAAUUGCAAAUAUUGCAGCGCGAAAAGACAGAUCUUUUAGAUCAAAUAAAGAAAUUGAGAUCACAACUGGAUGAGGCCACCGCAUUAUUUGAAAAUGCGAAAUCAUCUGUACAAGAAGAAAAGAAAGUUAUAGAAAAUGUAUUGGAAGAAGAAAGAAGAGCAAAAGAAAACGCUGAAAAAGCGAGACGGCAGCUUGAAAACCAAAUGGAAGAACUUAUGGCUAAGAGAAGCAAAUUCAUGUGCUUCUGAAAUUAUUAUAUUCUUUAUUAUAAUUUUAUUUUUUUUUUUUAAAAAAAAAAGAAAA